Prunus armeniaca (apricot) is the source of this 612-nucleotide messenger RNA. The record is from the annotation of a GenBank genome assembly. NCBI's taxonomy places the organism in Eukaryota, Viridiplantae, Streptophyta, Magnoliopsida, Rosales, Rosaceae.
AUGAUCAGCCAAAGGGGGAUUGAAGCCAACCCCGAGAAGAUCCGCGCGCUUAUCGAUAUGCGGCUGUCGAGGACGAAGAAGGAGGUUCAGAGCCUCACCGCCCGAGUCGCCGCCUUGGCCCGUUUCAUAUCAAAGGCCACCGACCGGUGCGCCCCUUUCUUCAAAGCUCUCAAAGGGAGCAAACAGCAGGUAGAUUGGACUUCCGAAUGCGACCGAGCGUUCGAAGAUCUGAAAGCCUACAUGAGCAGAGCUCCUCUGCUGUCCACCCCUCUUCCCGGAGAAGACCUCACCAUCUAUCUCUCGGUCUCGGCAUCGGCCCUGAGUUCCGUACUCAUCCGUCAACUGAACGGCAUUGAGCUCCCCAUCUUUUAUAUGAGCCAUGCAUUACAGGACGCAGAGCAACGGUACCCCCAACUUGAACAGUUGGCCUACGCUCUCGUCCUCUCUACACGCAAACUUUGGCCCUACUUCCAGGCUCACAGCAUCGACGUAUUAACCAAUCAACCCCUACGGCAAGUCUUGCAGAAGCCAGAGACAUCAGGACGACUGAUCAAAUGGGCUAUCGAGCUUGGCGAGUUCGACAUCAGGUAUCACCCUCGGCCUUCCGAAUAA